AUGGAUUAUGCUGAUAGACUAACUUGGCAUGUUGUACUUGAAAAUAUAAUCGAAAUUCUUACAAUUUAUAUUUGGCCAAUAUUCUUUUCAACUCAUUAUCAAAGAGUUAUAAAACAAUUGUUAGCUUUUAUUGAAACAGAAAAUACGACUAUUUAUUAUCCACAAUCUUUAUCUAUAUCCAACCCAGUUAAGUCAGCAUUUCUCUUUGUAAGUAAAAUUAGUCGUGGAAUUGAGUGA
Molecule: messenger RNA, 237 nt
Organism: Cokeromyces recurvatus
Lineage: Eukaryota; Fungi; Mucoromycota; Mucoromycetes; Mucorales; Mucoraceae
Exons: 2
Coding region: 1-237 (78 amino acids)
Biological process (GO): protein targeting to membrane; peptidyl-L-cysteine S-palmitoylation
Cellular component (GO): palmitoyltransferase complex
Source: RefSeq, a predicted model, not a curated record